AGUCUGCUGUUGGCAGUUGCUGUUUGUUAAUAUAACCUGUUGAAGUUGUUUGUGCAGUGUUUGUGAAUUGUAACUGUUAAUUAUCAACAUGGUUGUCGAAGAAAAAUCCAGUGGUCCCCCACAAAUAUUUGACACAAGUAUUCCUUUUAGUGCCCAAAAAGUCGAUGACGUUUACAUCGAAGAAAUAUGCCUUUCCAAAUUUUCAAUCCGGCGAAUUAUGAUGCUGGAGUUCAGCCAAUAUUUGGAAAAGUAUCUUUGGCCCAACUAUGAUGCAAAGACAGCAAGAAGAGCACAUACUAUGUCAAUUGUUGUUAUGGUCAAUGAAAAAUUUAGGGAGCGUGUUCAAGUGUGGGAAGCUUUUGAGAAGCAACCAGAGCAAUUUGAAGGGUUCUUUCAAAAUGUUUUGGAAGCUACUUUAGAAGAUGAUAUCAUGGAUUUCAAUUUGAGUGAACAAACAGCAUUGAUAGUUUUUUUGAAUCAUUGCUUUAAUUCUAUGGAAAUUGGUCUUGUUAGAGACAGAGUAAAAAGGCUGGUUUCACCAACUAUAUGGAUUUGCCUUCAACAAGGUCGAAGAGAAGCUGAAUUCAAGAAAUAUCCAAAAUGGAAAAAAAAGUUCAAACUUAUAUUAAAAAAGGAUAAGCCAGAGGAAAAAGAUAAAUUAGAUUGGGAGCGUAGAUUUUUACACAAAUUAAUGAUUAAGUUUAUGACUAUUCUAGAAACUAUUCCAGAAAAAGGUGAUUUAAAUGCCGAUAAAGUACAUUAUUGUGAAAGAUUUCUAGAACUAAUGAUUGAUCUUGAGGCCCUAUUACCUACAAGAAGGUAUUUUCACACUGUUUUGGAUGAUUGUCAUUUAGUGGUCAGAUGUCAGCUGUCAAAUUUACUUAAACGUCAAGAAGGUGGUUUAUUUGGACAGCUGCUGGAGAUGCUCAAAUUUUAUGCCCGAUUCGAAAUCAGCGAAAAUACUGGUGAAUCAUUGACGGAUUACGACAUGACACAGCUCCAUUACUCAAAAAUCCAGUCCUUGCAAACGGCUGCAUUCGCCAAAUUUCCCGAUCUCCUGUCGUUCGCCCUGGCAAAUGUCGCGAGCGUCGACACUCGCGAUUCCCUUCUCAAGCAUUUCGGCGCUCUCAGUCAGGAAAAAUUACAAGCGAUCGCCAGUUACCUGAACCUGGUACCAGCGGAGGAGCGCCAGAGCGACGAGAAUUGGUUCAGGUUCGAUCUAGAUUUUCUCAAGGAGUUAUUGAUUUCUCGACACGAGCGCAGAGUUUCCCAAUUGGAAGCUCUCAACGAGAUGCCGCUCUACCCUACCGAGGACAUCAUUUGGAACGAGAGCAUAGUGCCGACCGAGUAUUUCUCUGGCGAAGGCUGUCUGGCCCUGCCAAAGCUCAAUCUGCAAUUUCUCACUCUGCACGAUUAUCUACUGAGGAACUUCAAUCUGUUUCGUCUUGAAUCGACUUAUGAAAUUCGACAAGACAUCGAAGAUUCGGUGAGCCGUCUCAGUCCAUGGAAAGCCGAGGACGGCAGCGCAUACUUUGGUGGUUGGGCGCGCAUGGCACAACCGAUCACUCAAUUCGCUGUGGUCGAGGUGGCCAAGCCGAACAUCGGCGAGAAGCAGCCGUCGCGGGUGCGAGCCGACGUCUCCAUCAAUUUGAGCGUCAGAAAGGAGAUCAAAUCCGAGUGGGAGAACCUCAGAAAGCACGACGUCUGUUUUCUCAUCACUGUCCGACCACCCAAUCCUAUUGGCACGAAAUACAGUCACAAAUUGCCGUUCGUACCUCAAGUCGGCUUAACCACGGUACGCGGAUGCGAAGUCGAAGGAAUGCUCGACUCGAACGGACGCGUCAUCGAGGACGGGCCCGAGCCCAGGCCCCUUUUGCCAGGCGACACGCGCACCUAUCGAGUUUGGCUGGACUCGAAUCAGUACCGCUUGGACAUGGACAGCGCCAGUCACGGCGGCGACGACGUCUACGAGAGCUUCAACAUCAUCAUGCGACGAAAGCCCAAAGAGAAUAAUUUCAAGGCCGUGUUGGAGACCAUCAGAGAGCUCAUGAAUACCGAAUGCGUCGUGCCCGAUUGGCUGCACGACAUCAUUUUGGGAUACGGCGAUCCUAGCGUUGCUCAGUACAGCAGUAUGCCGAAUGAAAUAGAAACGAUGGAUUUCAAUGAUACGUUCCUAGACAUCGAUCAUUUAAAGCAUAGCUUCCCCGACUAUCAGAUCAAGUUAUCUACAGAGGAUCCGGAAAAACUUGUCAGUCCUUUCCGUCUUACCUUCGAAGACGUCAUUUGCAAGAAAAAUAACGAAGAGCUUCGCAAAGUAAUAACGGUCGAGCCUCACGUACCACCCAGUCGUGGCCCUUACAAAGCUAACGAACCAAAAAAAAACCAAAUUCCAUUUACGCCGACGCAAGUCGAAGCUAUACGCGCUGGAAUGCAACCUGGUUUGACUCUCGUCGUCGGUCCACCCGGUACGGGUAAAACUGAUGUUGCCGUACAAAUAAUAUCAAAUCUCUAUCACAAUUUCCCUAACCAGCGCACACUGAUUGUCACGCACUCCAAUCAGGCUCUCAAUCAGCUUUUUGAAAAAAUUAUGGCUCUGGACAUCGACGAGAGGCAUCUAUUGCGUCUUGGUCACGGUGAAGAGGCUUUGGAAACUGAAAAGGAUUUCAGCAGAUACGGUAGGGUGAAUUAUGUACUGGCUAAACGUUUGGAUUUGCUUGUCGAAGUGCAAAGAUUGCAGGAAUCACUUGCAGUCUUAGGAGAUGUCGCUUACACAUGUGAAACUGCUGGUUACUUUUUCACUUAUCAAAUACAGACGAGGUGGGAAAAUUUCAAAAAAGUUGUCAAGCAACGCUCCGAGGGCGACAAAGAGCCACCUGCACAAAUAAUAGAUGAAGAAUUUCCUUUCCACAAAUUUUUCGAUAAUGCGCCGCAACCUCUAUUUAGGGGAAAAAAUUUCGAGGAGGAUUUGGAAAUAGCUGAAAGCUGCUACAGAUACAUCGAACGAAUAUUCACCCAACUCGAAGAGUUUCGUGCAUUUGAACUGCUUCGAUCAGGUCUGGAUCGAUCCAAGUAUUUGCUUGUUAAAGAGGCCAAAGUAAUAGCUAUGACUUGUACUCACGCUGCUUUGAAACGUCGUGAACUCGUCGAUAUGGGCUUCAAGUACGAUAACAUCCUCAUGGAAGAAUCGGCUCAAAUUCUUGAAAUUGAGACUUUCAUACCUUUGCUUCUGCAAAAUCCUGAGGAUGGUUACAAUCGCCUGAAACGCUGGAUAAUGAUUGGUGACCAUCAUCAAUUGCCCCCUGUCAUUAAAAACAUGGCCUUCCAAAAGUACUCAAAUAUGGAGCAAUCACUCUUCACGCGUUUCGUUCGCCUUGGUGUACCAACCGUUGAUCUCGACGGACAGGGUCGUGCCAGGCCGAGCAUAUGUAAUCUCUACAAUUGGAGAUACAAAAAAUUAGGUAAUUUGCGACACGUCGAGGAAGGGCCCGAGUACCAGAUGGCUAACGCGGGCUUUUUGUAUGAUUUCCAAUUGAUCAACGUAGAAGAUUUCAACGGUGUAGGAGAGAGCGAACCCAGUGCCUAUUUUUAUCAAAAUUUGGCCGAAGCUGAGUAUUGCGUCGCAGUGUUCAUGUACAUGAGACUGCUGGGAUAUCCAGCUGAAAAAAUUAGCAUUUUGACGACUUACAAUGGUCAGAAACACUUGAUUCGAGACGUCAUUAACAUAAGGUGUGCCAAUAAUCCCUUGAUAGGACGUCCAGCCAAAGUAACGACAGUCGACAAAUAUCAAGGUCAACAAAACGAUUAUAUCCUGCUAUCACUCGUAAAAACGAGAGCAGUUGGUCACUUGCGCGAUCCAAGACGUCUUAUCGUCGCCAUGUCUCGUGCUCGUCUUGGUCUCUACGUUUUCGCUCGGGUUUCAUUGUUCAAGGACUGCUUCGAACUUGCCUCGGCCUUCAAACAGCUCAUGCGCCGCCCUCUGAAUCUUGCUAUUUUACCUAACGAAACUUAUCCCGCAACCAGGCCCAACGAUCAGAACCCUUCUGAUGAGCCACUAAUCAUACAGGACAUGCCACAUAUGGCCAAAUUUGUGUACGACUUUUAUCUUGACAAAAUGAAUAUUAAGGAUAUUCAACAACAACCGAAUCAAUCGAUAAAUAUGGAAAUUGACAUAAAAGAAAGUAAUCCGGAACAUUUUGUAUCGGCACAUCCUGGGGCUGACGAUAACGACUCGGAUGAAGAUAUGGAGAAACCAGAUAUUGAGCAGAUUGAUACAGAAUUACUACAGCAAGCCGAAGAAGAAGCUAAAAAUGUUGAGCCUAGAAAAGAAACAAUAAUAGCACCGAUUGAAAAUUUAGUUAUAGAAGUAGUCAACGAGCCCAUAGGUGGCGACUCAGAUGACGAAUGAAUUAAUUGUAUUUUUGGAAUAAAUAUCUAAUACGCUCAUUUUUA
Trichogramma pretiosum is the source of this 4449-nucleotide messenger RNA. RefSeq names its product intron-binding protein aquarius. Gene Ontology annotation, molecular function: mRNA binding; helicase activity; hydrolase activity, hydrolyzing O-glycosyl compounds. Lineage: Eukaryota; Metazoa; Arthropoda; Insecta; Hymenoptera; Trichogrammatidae. The record is from RefSeq and is a predicted model, not a curated record. Gene Ontology annotation, cellular component: catalytic step 2 spliceosome. The transcript is spliced from 11 exons. The coding region runs from base 89 to 4405 and encodes 1438 amino acids. Gene Ontology annotation, biological process: carbohydrate metabolic process; mRNA splicing, via spliceosome.